UCUUAUUUUUACACCUGAAAAAGAAAAAAAGAAGGUGAAGAAGAAAAGAAGUCCCAGAGGAUAAGUGAGUAUGGAGGUCAGAUACAAUCAAGAUACGGAUGCUGGGAUGGUGCUGAAAAACGGACUAAAGGAGGGAAAAGAUGGCAAGGAGUCCCAGGGAAGCCUGUCCAAAACGUUUCUAAAGGAGCAGCAAGAGUCUUUCUCCCCGUCUGGGCCAGUGGAAAACUGUGAGAAGAACCGGGGAAGCUCGGUAGACCCAGACUACUGUCGGAGGAUACUGGUUCGAGAUGCCAAAGGCUCCAUCCGAGAGAUCAUUCUGCCAAAGGGCCUGGAUUUGGACCGGCCAAAACGAACUCGGACCUCCUUUACAGCUGAGCAACUGUACCGGUUGGAGAUGGAGUUUCAGAGGUGCCAGUAUGUGGUCGGGAGGGAGCGAACAGAACUGGCCCGCCAGCUCAAUUUGUCUGAAACUCAGGUAAAAGUUUGGUUCCAGAACCGACGCACCAAGCAGAAGAAGGACCAGGGCAAGGAUUCAGAGAUGCGCUCCGUGGUGUCGGAGACAGCAGCAACAUGCAGUGUACUGAGACUCCUGGAGCAGGGACGCCUCCUCACUCCACCAGGGCUGCCGGGCCUCUUGCCCCACUGCGGCAGCAGCACGCUGGGCUCAGCUCUGCGCGGGCCCUCCAUGGGCAUGGUUAGCAACGGCAGCAGUAGCAGCAGUAGUGGCGGCAGCUCAGGGACGACUGGCUGCAGCCCCCCCCUGCCUGCAGUGACCAGCUCAGGGACGGUGUCAGGCCUCCAGGGCUCCCCACCGGCCCAUGGCCUGUUCAGCUUUCCUAUGCCCUCCCUGCUGGGCAGUGUGGCCACCCGCAUCUCCUCUAACCCACUCUCCAUGGCUGGAUCCCUGGCCGGGAACCUACAGGAACUGUCGGCCCGCUACCUGAGCUCUUCAGCUUUUGAACCUUAUUCCCGGACCAAUGGCAAAGAGUCCAUGGACAAGAAAGUUUUGGAAUGA
Hypomesus transpacificus is the source of this 1015-nucleotide messenger RNA. RefSeq names its product ventral anterior homeobox 1 (gene vax1). The record is from RefSeq and is a predicted model, not a curated record. Bases 71 to 1015 code for a protein of 314 amino acids. The transcript is spliced from 3 exons. Gene Ontology annotation, molecular function: DNA binding; DNA-binding transcription factor activity, RNA polymerase II-specific. Gene Ontology annotation, biological process: regulation of DNA-templated transcription; brain development; neuron differentiation. NCBI's taxonomy places the organism in Eukaryota, Metazoa, Chordata, Actinopteri, Osmeriformes, Osmeridae.